This is a messenger RNA of Macadamia integrifolia, 3670 nucleotides long. RefSeq names its product transportin-1-like. Gene Ontology annotation, biological process: protein import into nucleus. Bases 267 to 2936 code for a protein of 889 amino acids. The record is from RefSeq and is a predicted model, not a curated record. Gene Ontology annotation, cellular component: cytoplasm; nucleus. NCBI's taxonomy places the organism in Eukaryota, Viridiplantae, Streptophyta, Magnoliopsida, Proteales, Proteaceae. The transcript has 29 exons. Gene Ontology annotation, molecular function: nuclear import signal receptor activity; small GTPase binding.
CGUAGACGUCACCGAAAAGCACAGAAACGUUCACUGCGCGCCGCCGCAAGAGCAGAAAGUUCCAAUUCGCUCCGCAUUACACAUAAUCAUCUCUCUCUCUCUCUCUCAAAUUUCAUUCCCUUUUAAAAUCGAUUGCCGUCUUUCGUCUCUGUUUCUCUGUGUGUGUGUCUCUCUCUCUCGCUCUUUGUAUAGGUUUUGACCAUUGGAACACUAGAUUCGUGGUUACGUUUAUACAUCUUUCAAAAAUCUUCCACACUAGCUUAAACAUGGCGGCAGUUGCUCUAUGGCAGCCUCAACAGGAAGGUCUAGGGGAGAUCUGUGGGUUACUUGAACAGCACAUCUCUCCUACUUCAGAUAAGCCCCGGAUUUGGCAACAGCUCCAGCACUACAGUCAGUUUCCUGAUUUCAAUAACUAUCUCGCUUUCAUAUUCGCCCAUGCCGAGGGUAAAUCCGUAGAAGUUCGGCAGGCAGCUGGUUUACUUUUAAAAAAUAAUCUGAGAACUGCUUUCAAAUCCAUGACACCUUCCCACCAGCAAUAUAUCAAAUCAGAGUUGUUGCCUUGCUUGGGAGCUGCAGAUAGGCAUAUAAGAUCCACAGUUGGUACAGUUAUUAGCGUUGUUGUUCAACAAGGACGAGUGUUUGGUUGGCCAGAGCUCUUGCAAGCACUUGUUCAGUGCUUAGACAGUAAUGACUUAAAUCAUAUGGAAGGUGCUAUGGAUGCUUUAUCCAAGAUUUGCGAGGAUAUACCACAGGAGCUUGAUUCAGAUGUGCCUGGCCUAGCGGAACGCCCAAUCAAUGUAUUCCUACCCAGAUUAUUCCAGUUUUUCCAGUCGCCACAUGCCUCUCUCCGAAAGCUUUCCUUGGGUUCUAUAAAUCAGUUUAUUAUGCUGAUGCCCUCGGGACUACUUCUAUCCAUGGAUCAAUAUGUCCAAGGGUUGUUUGCUCUUGCUGAUGAUCCUUCUGCAGAGGUGCGAAAAUUGGUUUGUGCAGCAUUUGUUCAACUAAUUGAAGUCCGCCCAUCGUUCUUGGAGCCACAUUUGAGAAAUGUCAUUGAAUACAUGUUGCAAGCCAAUAAAGACACCGAAGAUGAAGUUUCUCUUGAAUCUUGUGAAUUUUGGUCAGCGUAUUGUGAAGCUCAGUUACCGCCGGGGAACUUAAGAGAGUAUUUGCCACGUCUAAUUCCUAUAUUGUUGUCAAACAUGGUUUAUGCUGAUGAUGAUGAGUCGCUUGUUGAAGCUGAGGAAGACGAGUCUUUUCCAGAUAGAGAUCAGGAUUUGAAGCCUCGUUUUCAUGCAUCACGAUUUCAUGGAGCAGAUAACUUGGAAGACGAAGAUGAUGACACUGUCAAUAUUUGGAAUUUAAGGAAGUGCAGUGCGGCUGGCCUUGAUAUCCUCUCCAAUGUAUUUGGUGAUGAGAUUCUUCCAACAUUAAUGCCUUUAGUGCAGGCUAAGCUAGCUACUACUGCUGAUUCAUCCUGGAAAGAAAGGGAAGCAGCUGUUUUAACUCUUGGUGCAAUAGCUGAGGGCUGUAUUAAUGGUCUAUAUCCUCAUUUGCCAGAGAUGGUGGCAUUCCUUAUCCCACUUUUAGACGACAAAUUUCCUCUCAUACGAAGUAUCACAUGUUGGACACUUUCUCGUUAUAGCAGGUUUGUUGUUCAGAGCAUUGGCCACCAGAAAGGUCGUGAACAAUUUGAAAAAGUUCUUUUGGGUCUUCUAAAAAGAGUACUGGACACUAACAAACGGGUGCAAGAGGCUGCUUGUUCAGCCUUUGCGACACUUGAAGAGGAGGCUGCAGAAGAGUUAUCACCACUCUUGGAGAUUAUUCUGCAACACCUCUUGUGUGCUUUUGGGAAAUACCAGAAAAGGAACCUUCGGAUUGUUUAUGAUGCUAUUGGUACUCUAGCAGAUGCAGUUGGAGGGGAACUAAAUCAGGCUAGAUACCUUGAUAUCUUGAUGCCUCCAUUAAUCACAAAAUGGCAGCAACUUUCAAAUUCAGACAAGGAUCUUUUUCCAUUGCUCGAGUGCUUUACAUCCAUUGCACAGGCAUUAGGUCCUGGAUUUUCUCAAUUUGCUGAACCUGUAUUUCAGAGGUGCAUAAACCUCAUCCAGACCCAACAAUUGGCUAAGGUUGAUCCUCUGUCAGCUGGUGGUCAAUAUGACAAGGAGUUCAUUGUCUGCUCUUUGGACCUGCUUGCAGGACUUGCUGAGGGUCUUGGUAGUGGGAUAGAGAGUUUGGUUGCAAACUGCAAUUUGAGGGAUCUACUUCUACAAUGUUGCAUGGAUGAUGAUCUUGAUGUUCGGCAAAGUGCCUUCGCUCUUCUAGGGGACAUUGCAAGAGUUUGUGCUGUACAUUUGCGUCCACAUUUGGGAGACUUUCUCAAUGUUGCAGUGAAGCAACUGAGUACUCCUGAGCUGAAGAAGAAUCUUUCAGUGGCAAAUAAUGCAUGCUGGGCAAUUGGAGAGUUAGCAGUUAAGGUUCAUCAAGAAAUAUCUCCGAUUGUGAUGACUGUUGUUUCAUGCUUGGUCCCAAUUCUCCAGCAUGCAGAGGGACUCAACAAAUCACUCAUUGAAAAUAGUGCCAUCACUCUUGGAAGACUUGCCUGGGUAUGCCCAGAGCUUGUUUCCCCGCAUAUGGAACAUUUCAUGCAAGCAUGGUGUAUUGCUUUAUCCAUGAUACGUGAUGAUAUUGAGAAGGAGGAUGCUUUCAGGGGUCUAUGUGCGAUGGUUAGAGCAAAUCCAUCAGCGGCUUUGAACUCACUUGUUUAUAUGUGCAAAGCUAUUGCAAGUUGGCAUGAGAUAAGGAGUCAGGAUCUACGUAAUGAAGUUUGCCAGGUGGUAAAUGGGUAUAAACAGAUGCUUGGCAAUGGAGCAUGGGAGCAGUGCAUGUCUACUUUGGAGCCUCUGGUGACAGAUAGGUUGUCAAAAUAUCUUGUAUAAUGGUCAUCAGCCAAAGGGUGGGAAAUUUUUUUAUUUUUUUUUUUAAAUUCUUUCUGGUGAUAGUUUCCAGUCCUCUUCUUCAUAUUUCUGUACCUACAUUCUUCGAUGAUGUUAUUUUCUGCAUCUUGGGAUGGAGUAGUUUAACUAGUUCUAGGUUAGGACAAAAUUGUUGAGGGUGCUACAGCCUACAGUUGAAGGUCCUCAAGCAAGCCUGAAGCUGAAGAUUGGCCUUAUUGAAACAUUGUUGAUUUAAAAGAUGCAGGAAACAUAAGGAAACAGAAGAAGCUGAGCUCAAGAGUGUGAGGAGGGGAUAGAAUGUCCAAAUACGGCUCUUCAUCUGCCUCUGAAGAUAUUAUUGAGUUGUAUGUAUUAAUAAGGAUGGCAUAAAUCUCAGUCCAGUUGGUUCAUCAUAUUCUGGUCAUUGUGUUAAUGUUUAUACAGUGUCAGUGGAUAGGUUUUAAUCUGUAAUCCAUUGAUUGGUCAAGAGAGAGAGGGAGGGAGGGGGGAGGGGGGAGGGUUAUUUGUUAAAGUUUUGUCCAUUCAGUUCCGAUUGUUGUCUUUUAGGUUUCUAGCUGCCAUUUUAACAUUUUCUGUAUUUGCUUUUAUUUUUACUUAGAAGCAGCUUGUCUUUAGAGGUGGAAGGUGUCCAGUGGCCCUGGAUAUCAUUUUUCUUUCCUCAAUUGUAAUUUUUCCAUGAUUGUACUUUCUUUUCCAAUCAUGAAAUGUUUCUCCUA